This is a messenger RNA of Sitophilus oryzae (rice weevil), 764 nucleotides long. RefSeq names its product TM2 domain-containing protein CG10795 (gene bisc). The record is from RefSeq and is a predicted model, not a curated record. The coding region runs from base 134 to 685 and encodes 183 amino acids. NCBI's taxonomy places the organism in Eukaryota, Metazoa, Arthropoda, Insecta, Coleoptera, Curculionidae. The transcript has 3 exons.
UCAGAAAGUUAACCUAAAAAUGAAGAGUAAAUAAAUCUUUGUCUAACAAAUAAACAGAAAAACGGAUUUUACAUUAUAUUUAAGAAAAAUACAAUUAAAAACAUUAUUCCUUUCAAUACAAUUAAAUGAGUUAAUGGAGAAACUAGCAAUAAUAGUGUUAAUAGUUCUGUCCCUGAUAAACUACACCGUUGAAAAUGUGAACGAGACCGUAGUGAACUGCAGCACUUUGAGAAUGGGACAAUUUUUAUGCCCAGACCCAGAUUACGACUUAAUAGAUCCAAAAACGCAACAAAUAAGAGGAUGCACGAAGGAAAACAAGGCUAAAAUUCGUUGUAUAGUUGUAGAAGGACUAGUUUGUUCAGAGAGCCAUAACAGAACGUUUCUCAGAGAAGUACCUUGUAAAUGGACAAAUGGCUAUUCAUAUGAAACAGCUCUCUUACUGUCCAUAUUCUUAGGCAUGUUCGGAAUAGAUCGAUUUUACUUGGGUUAUCCGGCCAUAGGCUUAGCUAAAUUCUGUACCUUGGGCUUUAUGUUUCUGGGUCAAUUGGUCGAUAUAAUAUUAAUAGCCACCCAAACUGUGGGACCAGCCGAUGGCUCGGCUUACGUUAUUCCAUACUAUGGAGCCGUGGUUGAAGUUAUAAGAAGUGAUAAUACAACCUAUAGAUUAAGACGAGACGAUUGGUAGGACGUAGGACUAGAUAAAAUAAGUGAAUUUUAUGAUUGCAUUGUAAAUAGAGUUGAUUAAAAAUUUGUUAAGUUAUUAA